CGCGCGUGACGUCGCCGGAGGGCGAGGUCUGCUAGAGGGGGUGAGGCAUGCCCCUGCAGCAAGGGGCGGGGCCACCCCAACGCCACUUCUGCGGCCAAAGUAGGUUGGGAGUGGAAGGUGGUGGCUGCUGCUCCGCAGUGUCGGGAAGAUGGCGCCGCCGGUGGCAGAGAGGGGGCUAAAGAGCGUCGUGUGGCAGAAGAUAAAAGCAACAGUGUUUGAUGACUGCAAGAAAGAAGGCGAAUGGAAGAUAAUGCUUUUAGAUGAAUUUACCACUAAGCUUUUGGCAUCGUGUUGCAAAAUGACAGAUCUUCUAGAAGAAGGUAUUACUGUUGUAGAGAAUAUUUAUAAGAAUCGUGAACCUGUCAGACAAAUGAAAGCUCUUUAUUUCAUCACUCCAACAUCAAAGUCUGUAGAUUGUUUCUUACAUGAUUUUGCAAGUAAAUCGGAGAACAAGUAUAAAGCAGCAUAUAUUUACUUCACUGACUUUUGCCCUGAUAAUCUCUUUAACAAAAUUAAGGCUUCUUGCUCCAAGUCAAUAAGAAGAUGUAAAGAAAUAAAUAUUUCCUUCAUUCCACAUGAAUCUCAGGUGUAUACUCUUGAUGUACCAGAUGCAUUCUAUUACUGUUAUAGUCCAGACCCUGGUAAUGCAAAGGGAAAAGAUGCCAUUAUGGAAGCAAUGGCUGACCAGAUAGUUACAGUGUGUGCCACCUUGGAUGAAAAUCCCGGAGUAAGAUAUAAAAGUAAACCUCUAGAUAAUGCCAGUAAGCUUGCACAGCUUGUUGAAAAAAAGCUUGAAGACUACUACAAGAUUGAUGAAAAGAGCCUAAUAAAGGGUAAAACACAUUCACAGCUCUUAAUAAUUGAUCGUGGCUUUGAUCCUGUGUCCACUGUCCUGCAUGAACUGACCUUUCAGGCAAUGGCAUAUGAUCUACUACCAAUUGAGAAUGAUACAUACAAAUAUAAAACAGAUGGAAAAGAAAAGGAGGCCGUCCUUGAAGAAGAAGAUGACCUCUGGGUUAGAAUUCGACAUCGACAUAUCGCGGUUGUGUUAGAGGAAAUUCCCAAGCUUAUGAAAGAAAUUUCAUCAACAAAGAAAGCAACAGAAGGAAAGAUAUCACUUAGUGCUCUUACCCAGCUGAUGAAAAAGAUGCCCCAUUUCCGAAAACAGAUUACCAAGCAAGUUGUCCAUCUUAACUUAGCAGAAGAUUGCAUGAAUAAGUUCAAGCUUAAUAUAGAAAAGCUCUGCAAAACUGAACAGGACCUGGCACUUGGAACUGAUGCAGAAGGACAGAAGGUGAAAGAUUCCAUGCGAGUACUCCUUCCAGUUCUACUCAACAAAAGUCAUGAUAAUUGUGAUAAAAUAAGAGCAAUUCUACUUUAUAUCUUCAGUAUUAAUGGAACUACGGAAGAAAAUUUGGACAGGUUGAUCCAGAAUGUAAAGAUAGAAAAUGAGAGUGACAUGAUUCGUAACUGGAGUUACCUUGGUGUUCCCAUUGUUCCCCAAUCUCAACAAGGCAAACCGUUAAGAAAGGAUCGGUCUGCAGAAGAAACUUUUCAGCUCUCUCGAUGGACACCUUUUAUCAAAGAUGUUAUGGAGGAUGCUAUUGAUAAUAGAUUAGAUUCAAAAGAAUGGCCAUAUUGUUCCCAGUGUCCAGCAGUCUGGAAUGGUUCAGGAGCUGUAAGUGCUCGCCAGAAACCCAGAGCUAAUUAUUUAGAAGACCGAAAAAAUGGGUCAAAGCUGAUUGUUUUUGUAAUUGGAGGAAUUACAUACUCUGAAAUGCGUUGUGCUUAUGAAGUUUCUCAGGCACAUAAAUCCUGUGAAGUUAUUAUUGGUUCUACACAUAUUUUAACACCCAAAAAGCUGUUGGAUGAUAUAAAGAUGCUGAAUAAACCCAAGGAUAAAGUCUCCUUUAUUAAAGAUGAAUAGCGUUUAUUUUUGGAGGGUUUAAAGAUUCUUACUAAUAUGUUGAACUAAAAUAGAAAGAAAAUGUUGCUGUCAUGUAAUUUAAACAAUGUAAAUAUUUUAUGGAAUAAUGGCUUUUCAAAUACGUUUCUUAAGGAACUGUUUAUGGUUAUGUAUUACUGGAUUUGUCAUUUUUGAUAAUUUAAAUAUUGCUGCUGCUUUGUAGAUGAUGAGAAGAAAUGUUAAAAUGCUUUCUAAAAGGAAAUUUUUUCACCUUUGGAGGAGAAUAUAUUAGAGUUGUGGGUAAUUUUUCACAGCCACCUAUGUACAUACCAACUACCCAUUGGAUACUUAUAUCUAAAAGUCUCAUGCUGAAGUAUAGUUUUUGGGAAAGAAUGAUUUUAAGUAAAGAGAUUGUAAAAGUAAAAAACUAUAAAUUAUAUGUAUGAUAGAAUUGUUUCCUCUAAGUGUAGUUUUUCUUUCAACUAAAAUUCAGUUUGUUUUAUGUGUAAAAUAAUUCAAUCAUUAAUAGAAAUGGAGUGAUUUCACAGUGUAUACUAUUUUGCCACAUACUUGUAAAGAACACGAUUUUAUAUAAUUUUGAAAUCAUGUAUGUUUAAAUUAGAAAACCAAAAAUCAUGAACAUUCUAAGAGAAAAUGAAUAUAGAAUUUAAAAAAUUAUUCUGGUUUGUGUUGUCUGUAGGGGAGGGGGAAGUUAGAAAUUUUAAAAGUUCUAAUUUAGAGUAACUAAGAAGAAAAGGAAUCUACCAUAAUAUUCCCACAAAGAUAACUCCUAAUGACUUUUUCAAAAAUAAUGUAAUCUCUAUAUAGGGUUAGAUAAUAUAUGUCUGCAGAUGUGUUUUGUUAAACAAAGGAAACAUCUUUGUUUCAAAUCUCUUCUUUUACUUGACCUCAUGGUGUUCUGUCAUACAGCAGACCAUAGUUUUAUUGAUUCAGAGUUUUGCUCUUAUAAAUAAUGCUGCAUUGUUUGGGUACAUACCUUUGCAGACUUACACAAACAUUUCCAUAAUGUAAAUUCCUAGCAGUGGUCAAGGGAUUUGUGCAUUUAAAUAUUGAUGGAUAUCCAUUUUUAAUUUUUAUGUAAGUAAAUCCAUUGCUUUUCCAUUUUGGCUUCUGAAUUUCACAUGCUACUUAGAAAUACCUUCCACACUCCAGGAUUAUAAAUUUUUGAUAGAUUCAUUCUAUUUUUUUACAGGUAACUCACCAUCUGGAAUUGAUUUUAGUGUAAGACUGUGUGCUAGAUGUUGUCUCUUAGCACUUGGCAUGGCGUCCCAUGUCUCCUUACCCCAUACCACAGGGGAUGAAAGGCUAAACAUGAAAUUUUUCAGAUUCUAAGAUAAGUAAGGUCUGAACAGUUUAUAUUCUACCAGUGAUGUGCACUUGGCCAAGAUUUAGAGGCAGAGGCCAUCUACUAUGCCAGUAAACAGUCUCCUGCAGACAGGAAUUGUUUGUAGCAACCAGACUCCACAUUUUAGUGUCUUGUCACCUGCUUCGUGGGUGACAAGCACUAGCUUCCUGUCCUUUGGGUCACAGAUGGUAAAAUGAUCGUGGGUCUCCAGUUUCUGCUCUUACUGCUUUUUCAAUAAUUUUUGUAAUGACCUAAUUCUCUGUAUUAAAUGCCUUUCUGCUUGAAA
Symphalangus syndactylus (siamang) is the source of this 3558-nucleotide messenger RNA. RefSeq names its product syntaxin binding protein 3 (gene STXBP3). Gene Ontology annotation, biological process: vesicle-mediated transport. The record is from RefSeq and is a predicted model, not a curated record. Lineage: Eukaryota; Metazoa; Chordata; Mammalia; Primates; Hylobatidae.